Messenger RNA from Oryzias latipes (Japanese medaka), 2541 nucleotides. It is a transcript of the gene pgm5, whose product is annotated as phosphoglucomutase 5. Gene Ontology annotation, cellular component: adherens junction; sarcolemma; cytosol. Gene Ontology annotation, molecular function: phosphoglucomutase activity. Gene Ontology annotation, biological process: carbohydrate metabolic process; striated muscle tissue development; myofibril assembly. NCBI's taxonomy places the organism in Eukaryota, Metazoa, Chordata, Actinopteri, Beloniformes, Adrianichthyidae. The record is from RefSeq and is a predicted model, not a curated record.
GCUGGUUUUAGGGAAAGAGGGAGUUGUCCUCACAGCAGAGGGGCGUUUUGGUGUCUGUUAGAUCCAGUCAGUCCUGACUCAGUCAGCCAGCUUUGGACUAUGUGCUUUUUCUUUCAUGAGUGACAGUUUUUCCCCAAAAUUCCUGUCAUCCCUGUGUGGGACUGCUGGCCCAGUUGCCCUCCUCGUCCAGGACCAGCACUCCUUUGCAGUUUGUUUAAUCUUCUCUUGACAACAAGGAUGGAGUUAAGUCCCAUCCCAGUGGUGACGGUCCAAACGUCCCCCUUUGAGGACCAGCGGCCCGGUACCAGCGGCCUGCGAAGGAAGACGGCUGUGUUCGAGGGGAAGAGGAACUACCUACAGAACUACAUCCAGAGCCUGCUGUCCUCCAUCGACCUGCGGGACCGGCAGGGCUGCACCAUGGUGGUGGGCAGCGACGGCCGCUACUUCAGCAGAGCUGCCACCGAGGUGAUAGUGCAGAUGGCAGCUGCCAACGGGAUCGGUCGUCUGGUAAUCGGUCACAACAGCCUACUAUCCACCCCCGCUGUUUCCUGCAUCAUCAGGAAGAUCAAGGCGAUCGGCGGCAUCAUCCUCACCGCAAGUCACAACUCCGGUGGACCUGGUGGAAACUUUGGGAUCAAGUUCAAUGUGGCUAAUGGAGGUCCGUCCUCAGAUACAGUGAUGGAACGCAUCUCUCAGGUGAGCCGGACAUUGGAGGAGUAUGCCAUCUGCCCUGAUUUGCGGAUUGACCUCUCAAGGCUGGGGAGACAGGAGUUUGAUCUUGAGAACAAGUUCAAACCUUUCAGAGUUGAAAUUGUAGACUCAGUUGAAGUGUAUCUCCAGCUGCUCCGAAGCAUCUUCGACUUUUCAGCCAUAAAAAGUCUCCUUACAGGACCUGACCAGCUGAAGAUACACAUCGAUGCAAUGAAUGGAGUGAUGGGUCCCUACGUGCGUAGGAUCCUGUGUGAUGAACUCGGAGCUCCUGCUAACUCUGCAGUCAACUGUGUCCCUUUGGAGGACUUCGGCGGACGACCUCCUGAGCCCAACCUGACCUACGCCACAUCUCUGGUAGAAGCCAUGAAAGGAGGGGACUUUGGCUUUGGGGCUGCAUUUGAUGCAGAUGGGGACCGCUACAUGAUCCUGGGAGAAAACGGCUUCUUUGUGAAUCCGUCAGACUCGGUUGCCAUCAUGGCUGCUAACCUCUCCACCAUCCCGUACUUCAAACAGCAUGGCGUCAGAGGCUUUGCAAGGAGUAUGGCCACCAGCUGUGCCCUCGACAGGGUAGCGAAAGCCAUGAAACUGGCUUUGUAUGAGACUCCUGCAGGCUGGAGGUACUUUGGAAAUCUGAUGGAUUCUGGCCGCUGUUCCCUCUGUGGGGAGGAGAGCUUCGGGACAGGCUCCGAUCACAUUCGUGAGAAGGAUGGGUUGUGGUCGGUUUUGAUGUGGUUGUCCAUCAUGGCAGCCAGGAAGCAAAGUGUGGAGCAACUUGUCAGAGAGCACUGGGCAAAGUUUGGACGCAACUACUUCUGCAGAUUUGACUACGAAGGCUUGGACCCACGCGCAGCGUUUUACCUGAUGAGGGACCUGGAGACUGUUAUUUCGGACAAAGCCUUCACCAGUCAGAAGUUUGCCGUGGGGGAGCGCAUUUACAGCGUGGAGAGGGCCGAAAACUUUGAGUAUAUUGACCCCGUGGAUGGAACAGUGGCGCGGAACCAGGGUCUGAAGAUCACUUUCACAGAUGCGUCCAGAUUGAUGUUUCGGAUGAGCGGAAGUGAUGGAGGGAUGGGCGCCACCAUCCGUAUUUAUGCCGAGAGCUUUGAGAGAGACAUUGAGCGACACAAUCGAGAGACUCAGGUGGUGCUCGGUCCGCUUAUUGCCAUCGCCCUGAAGAUCUCUAACAUUCACGAGAGAACUGGCCGCGGUGGGCCAAACGUCAUCACAUGAGCUAGCUAUGAGACACACACACAUGCCAAAUAAACAUCUACCUGCUCACACUGAAAAAUCCUCCUUCAGUGACCUUAUUCUGUUCUUAUCUGCCAUCAAAAAAUGCCAUUUCUGUCGCUUCACAGCCGGUUUUGUUUCCCUAUAACGUAGACUGAACAACAAUAUCAACUGAAGGAGUUUGAAACACCCAUUUCAAUUCUUUGUUGACAGUUUUUGACCUGUUGUGCAGAAUAAGCAGGUGAAAAUAUGUCAACCAUAAACAUGACUGUUCAAAAUGAUUGCCGAUGUUUGUUGCUUGAUGCUCUCCUGUUCCUUGUGCAUGAUUUUCAAUGUCAGAUUCUUUUUUUAUGUAUUCACUCUUUAUAUUGUUGUUUUAUUCCAAAUCUGUUUUAAUUUUUUGCUUUUAAGACUGUUACUUUUAAAAUCCCAUGUGGUAGCUCAUAUCAGGAGGGUUAAAAAUUUUAAAAAUUAGUGUGAAAUCGCUAAACUUUCUUUGCAAGAUAGGGAACUUUGCCAAAACUGCAUCCUUUUUUUGUCUGAUCUGUAUGAUGAUGUCAGAAAACAUCUUUUUGUUAAUCCAAAUAAAUAAAAAAUGCCUGC